UACUACAGUGAACGCAUGACAAGAAAUACCGGUGCGCUGUAGUUGUUUUGGUCCCUUUUUUGCAAUUGAAUACUUUUCAUGUCGAAAACGGCGAAAAGCAGUGUCAAGCAAGCUUGCAUUAGCAAGUUUUUCGUGCCUGUAAAUAAACCGGAAACUGGGAGUUGCUCGUCUGCAGAACCUCAGAAGUCAACAUCUACUGAGAAAAAGAAAUCCUCACUGAGAGAGCCAAGGAAAAAACGCCCUAGGCUUUGUGACCAAGGAGAAAAUGAAGAUGUCUCUAUUAGUGGAGGUGCUAUGGAUGAAGAGAAAAGACCCAGUCCAAGGGACAAACUUUUGCCAUCGACUCUUGUCCGUCUUCAGGGAUUCUGUAGUACUUCUGCUCAGUCAGACAAGGAUACUAUGAAAGAAAAAUACAUGUAUAAAGAAGAAUCCACACUAGAACUUACUGGGGCACAGAGCAGUAGUCCAGAAGGUGAAAUGAAGCUAGAUGAGAAGGAACAGAAUGGGUCAAAAUGUGAUUUGAGUCGAUUUUCAUCCACCAGCUUAAGACCUGAAGCCCAAAAGAAUGAAGUAGAUUUCAUACCUCCAAACAGGCGGACAAAAUGCAUCUACACACCCCUAGAACUGCAGUACCUAGAAAUCAAGGAGAAGCACAAGGAUGUCUUACUGUGUGUGGAAUGUGGCUAUAAGUACCGCUUCUUUGGAGAUGAUGCAGAGGUUGCAGCAAGAGAACUAAAUAUUUACUGCCAUCUUGACCACAACUUUAUGACAGCUAGUAUUCCUACUCAUAGACUAUUUGUACAUAUCAGACGAUUAGUUUCCAAAGGACAUAAGGUGGGAGUGGUGAAACAGACAGAGACAACAGCACUGAAAGCAGCUGGAGUAAAUAAGAGUGCACUUUUCAGCAGGAAGCUGACAGCUCUCUAUACAAAGUCCACACUUGUGGGAGAAGAUGUAAAUCCUCUGCUGAAGAUUGAAGACCUAGAUGAUGCUCAGGAUGCAGUGGUUGACAUUCCAAACAGUUACCUUUUGUGCAUCUCUGAGAAUUGGGAGGGAAAGAAAUGCAAAAAGCAAGGACCUGUUAUUGGCUUGGUGGCAAUACAACCCAGCACUGGAGAUGUUAUGUAUGACAGCUUUCAGGACUCGGCUUCACGCUUUGAGCUUGAGAGCCGAAUCCUUCAAGUGCAACCUGUGGAAAUCCUGUUGCCAUCGUCAUUGUCUGAGGAAACGGAGAGACUGGUCAAUGGAAUUGUGGCUGCAAGUACUCAAGAUGAUGACCGAAUUCGAAUUGAGAAAAUGGACAGUGAACAUUUUGAGUACAGCAGUGCUUUUCAGUUUGUUGCUGACUUUUAUGGCGACACCACUUCAAAUCUCACAGGAGUUCCUCAGCAGCUGUCUGCUAUUACAUAUCUUGAUAGACCAGUCAUAAUUUGUCUGGCAGCAAUUAUUCGCUAUCUUACAUAUUUUAACUUAGAGAAGGUUCUGUCAAAUACAAGUGCUUUUAGGUGGCUUUCCAGUGAAGCUGAAUGUAUGGUGCUCAGUGCAUCUACUUUGAAGAACCUUGAGAUAUUGCAAAAUCAGACAGACUGUAGAGUAAAAGGAAGCUUGCUCUGGGUACUGGACCAUACACAAACCAGUUUUGGAAGACGGCUAAUGAGAAAAUGGGUAACGCAGCCACUAAAAUCAGUAAAAGACAUUACCCUGCGGCAAAAAGCAAUAGAAGAAAUUUUGUCAUCAGAAUCUAGUAUCUUUCCUCCUCUUCAGGCUCUUCUCCACAAACUACCAGACCUAGAAAGGGGUAUCUGUAGCAUUUAUCAUAAAAAGUGUAACACACAGGAAUUCUUCCUUGUAAUCAGUGCCUUGUGUCGCAUAGAAGUGGAACUUCGAUCUCUUAUGCCAGCUACUCAGUCUCAGGUGCAAUCUAACCUAAUUAAAGACCUCAUUCUGGAUAUCCCCAAGUUAUUAGUUCCUGCGCAUGACUUCCUAGCCACCAUAAAUGAAAAGGCUGCAAAGGUUGGUGAUAAAACUGAGCUGUUUGUAGACCUGAAAGAUUUUCCCGCCAUCAGGCAAAGGAAAGCUGAGAUACAAGAUGCUAUUUCUGAUAUUCUAGAGCACCGAAGACAGAUCUGUUUGGUCCUAAAAAAUCCUUCCUUCAAUUAUGUGACUGUAUCUGGACAAGAGUAUCUUAUUGAGGUGAAGAAUUCCAUGCUCUCACAGGUCCCAAACAGCUGGAUCAAAGUCAGCAGCACUAAGUCAGUGAGCCGCUUCCACACUCCCUUCAUAGUGGAAAAGAAUCAACUUCUAUGCCAGCUCCGUGAGCAGCUCAUCUUGGACUGUGGAGAUGCCUGGGUUACAUUUCUGCUCCACUUUGGGGAGCAAUACCAUGUUUUUAGGAAGGCUGUUGGUCACCUAGCAACCCUAGACUGUGUGUUCUCACUGGCGGAAGUUGCUAAACAAGGCAAUUAUUGCAGACCUCUGGUUUUGGAAAAUGAGAGACAGAUUCGGAUCAAGAAUGGCAGACAUCCAGCAAUUGAUUUAUUAUUAGGAGAACAAGACCAGUAUGUGCCCAAUUCAACAGAACUGCAUGUGAGUACUUGA
Erpetoichthys calabaricus (reedfish) is the source of this 2598-nucleotide messenger RNA. Its product is annotated as mutS homolog 3 (E. coli). Gene Ontology annotation, molecular function: mismatched DNA binding; ATP-dependent DNA damage sensor activity; ATP binding. Gene Ontology annotation, biological process: mitotic recombination; mismatch repair; somatic recombination of immunoglobulin gene segments. Lineage: Eukaryota; Metazoa; Chordata; Cladistia; Polypteriformes; Polypteridae. The record is from RefSeq and is a predicted model, not a curated record. Gene Ontology annotation, cellular component: nucleus. The transcript has 19 exons. The coding region runs from base 79 to 2598 and encodes 839 amino acids.